Nakaseomyces glabratus is the source of this 759-nucleotide messenger RNA. It is a transcript of the gene CIM1, whose product is annotated as mitochondrial HMG-box protein CIM1. The record is from RefSeq and is a predicted model, not a curated record. NCBI's taxonomy places the organism in Eukaryota, Fungi, Ascomycota, Saccharomycetes, Saccharomycetales, Saccharomycetaceae.
AUGAGGUUUACGCUACACCUUUAUGCAAGGCCAUCCUCGAUUUUAGUGAGUUGCAAGAAGGCCUUCAAGAAGAGUGCACAGAAGGAUAUUGGUACAGUCUUCAACUACUAUUACAACAUGCAGGUCAAGAAAUUUGGGAACACAACUUUGAUGCGGUUCAAUAACAGCUUCAAGAGGUAUAUUAGGUCUGAAUGGGACAACUUGUCUGCAACGAAGAAGAGAUUGUAUUAUGCUAUGUUCUUUGAGCAGCACAAUCUAUCACCAUCUGAGCUCACCUCAUAUGAGCUUGCCAGAUGUUUGGAGAUUGAAAAACCUGCUGCUAGUGAAUACCUAAUGUUCAGGAAUAGAUUCAAGUCUAAAUUUGAUAGAUUGUGGCGACAAAACUCAGAAGUUAAUAUGAAGCUUAUAUUCCAAAGUGGGAGUAUAGCAAAUAAUUACCAUGAAUUCAGCUCAUGCAGAGCUAAAAGGUCAAUACAACAUAUUGACCCCAACAGAGACUACAUAUUGCGCUUUAAAGAAAUGUGUAAAGAGUGUAGACGGAUAUGGAAUACCAAAGUUGGAGAAGAGGAGAAGAAAACUAUUCAUGAACAUUGGCUGAAUGCUCAGCAAGAGUUUAAAAACACACUAGACAUCGAAAUUGAGGUAAUAAAACUAAACCUUGAGAAACUAGCAAAUGCCAAGAGGGUAGGCAAUUCACAAGCUGUCUCUGACCAUGGCAAUGCUAUGACAUUGUUGAUGAUGAAGACAUCUAAUGGUUGA